AUGACAUCAUCGAUUGAAGAACCCUUUAAGGCAUCUCCUCAGCGCACUCUAGAUGAGAAUGCGAAGGACGCCGCUGUAGUCAAAGCAAGCGAACAAGAUACCGCUUCUUUUGCGUCCGAGUCUUCUACACUCUUCGACGAAGGAGAUUUUUCAAGAACCUACUUGGCUAAGUCCAAGAUCAUUACCGAUGAAAUCAAUAAUAUAGGUUGGGGAAAAUAUCAUACCGGUCUUUUCAUUGUAUGUGGGUUUGGUUGGUAUGCAGAUAAUGCUUUCCCCAUUGCUUGUUCACUUAUUAUGAUUGCUUUGAAUGAAGUCGAUGGGGUACAUCUUCCAAGCUCAACUGAGGGUCCAUUUCUUACAUUAGCUCAAAACUUGGGUCUUUUCGUAGGUGCUUUCUUCUGGUCCUUAUCCUCUGAUAUUAUUGGAAGAAGAUGGGCCUUCGUUAUUACUUUCUUGUUUAUUGGGGUAUUUGCGGUGAUUGCUGGUGCAUCUCCAAAUUUUGGAGCAUUAGGAACCUUUUUUGCUUUGCUUUCCACCGGAGUUGGAGGUUCAUUACCAGUUGAUUCUGCUAUUUAUUUGGAGUUUUUGCCAUCAAAAUACCAAUACACGUUGACUUUACUCUCAACUUAUUGGGCAUUCGCACAAUUGAUUACUAAUUUGCUUUCAUGGGGUUUAAUUUCAACUUACUCUUGUUCUGCUGAGGCAACCGUGUGUUACAAAAAGGACAAUUGGGGUUGGAGAUACUUUAUGUUUACUCUAGGCGGUUUGACCUUGGUUAUGUUUUUAACCAGAUAUCUUUUCCAUUUAUUUGAGUCCCCAAGAUAUUUCUUGGCCAAGGGAGAUGAAGUUAGAGCUGUUGAGGUUAUCCAUAAAGUUGCAAAGAUCAACGGUAAGGAAUCACUUUUAACUGUUGAAGAUCUCCGUGCCGUGGAUGACUUAAAAUUAGAUGGCGACAAUGUAGAUGAACCUGUUACUGGUUCAGGAAAUGAGUUACUCCAGGCUAGGUUGAAAAAAUUCAAUUUGAGCCAUGUAAGACAAUGUUUUGGUUCCAGAAAAUUAGCAAUUUCUUCAGGGCUUGUUAUCUUUACGUGGGGACUUAUUGGAUUAGCCUUCCCUUUGUAUAACGCUUUUAUUCCAACUUAUUUGUUGAAGCAUGGUUUCGUGGGGGAUACACUCACAGUUCAAGAAACCUACAGAAAUUCUUUGAUUGUUUCUGUCUUGGGAAUCCCGGGCUCGAUCAUAGGUGGUUUCUUAGUCGAAACUAAAGCCGGUAGGAAAGGUAUCCUCAGUGCUUCCUUACUUAUUACUGGUAUUUUCUUGUUUGCUUCGACCACUGCCAAAUCUACUAACGCAAAUUUGGGUUGGACUUGUGGCUUUAGUUUCAUUACUGCUGUUAUGUACGGUGUUCUCUAUGCAUAUACUCCAGAAGUGUUCCCAGCAAAGAUUAGAGGUACAGCAGUUGGUUUAGCUGCAUCAGCUAAUAGGAUAUUCGGUAUCUUUGCUCCAAUCAUUGCAAUGUACGCCAACUUGGAAACCUCUGCUCCUAUAUACGUUAGUGGAACCUUAUUCUUGCUUGCUGGAAUAUUGGUAAUCUUCUUCCCCUACGAGCCAAGAGGAAAAUCCAGUUACUAA
Molecule: messenger RNA, 1632 nt
Organism: Dujonia railenensis
Lineage: Eukaryota; Fungi; Ascomycota; Pichiomycetes; Serinales; Debaryomycetaceae
Source: the annotation of a GenBank genome assembly